Messenger RNA from Tachysurus fulvidraco (yellow catfish), 1986 nucleotides. It is a transcript of the gene pls1, whose product is annotated as plastin 1 (I isoform). Gene Ontology annotation, molecular function: calcium ion binding; actin filament binding. The record is from RefSeq and is a predicted model, not a curated record. Gene Ontology annotation, cellular component: cytoplasm; actin filament; actin filament bundle. Gene Ontology annotation, biological process: actin filament network formation; actin filament bundle assembly. The transcript has 16 exons. The coding region runs from base 100 to 1980 and encodes 626 amino acids. NCBI's taxonomy places the organism in Eukaryota, Metazoa, Chordata, Actinopteri, Siluriformes, Bagridae.
CUCAUCUAUUUUCUCAAAGUAGCCUGGUUCUAAAAGCAGGAGUCAAACCUAAGCCAAAGGCCAUUUGUACGCUGAGAGAGAGGCUUUGGAACUGGGAGCAUGGAGAACAAUGUGACACAGAUGUCUCAAGAAGACCUGGACGAACUCAGGAAAGCCUUCAACAAAAUUGACAUUGACAGCAGCGGCUAUGUCAAUGAUUUCGAGCUGCAGGAGCUCUUCCGUGAGGCCAGCCUCUCUAUCCCAGGGUACAAGGUGCGAGAGAUCGCAGAGAGAUUCAUCGCAGGUGACACCAACAAAGAUGAGAAGAUAAGCUUUGAAGAGUUUGUUGGGAUAUACCAAGAUAUACGAAGUUCAGAUGUUAGAGACACCUUUCGCAAGACCAUCUCCAGGAAGGAUGGGAUCUGCUCAUUUGGAGGAACAUCUGGAAGCUCCAGUGCAGGAACUCAGCACUCAUAUUCAGAUGAAGAGAAAGUGGCUUUUGUCAACUGGAUCAAUAAAGCCUUGGCAAAUGACCCAGACUGCCAACAUAUCAUCCCCAUGGACCCGAACACCAACAGUCUGUUCACAUCGGUGAAGGAUGGAAUACUCCUCUGCAAAAUGAUCAACCACUCUCAAAAGGAGACGAUCGAUGAACGAGUCAUCAACACGAAAAAACGCUCAAUGUUCAACAUGACUGAGAAUUUGAUACUGGCUCUUAACUCCGCCUCAGCCAUCGGUUGUAUGGUGGUAAACAUCGAUGCUCAAGACAUGAUCGCUGGAACUCCUCACCUGGUGCUUGGGCUGCUCUGGCAGAUCAUUAAGAUUGGCCUGUUCGCCAACAUAGAGAUCUCAAGCAAUGAAGCCCUGAUUGCCCUACUCGGCGAGGGUGAGGACUUGGACCAUCUGUUGUCUCUGUCCCCUGAGGAGCUGCUGCUGCGCUGGGUGAACUAUCACCUUAAAGCUGCGGAAUAUAAUCCAAUCAAAAACUUCAGCGAGGACAUCAAGGACUCCAAGGCCUACUUUCACUUGUUGAAUGAGAUCGCUCCUAGUGGAGAUGACGACAAGAUGCAGGUCAUCGUCGACAUGUCUGGCAUGAAUGAACCUGAUGACCUGAAGAGAGCAGAGCUUAUGUUGAAGCAGGCGGCACGGAUGGACUGUCGGCAGUUUGUCUCACCUCAGGAUGUGGUGGCUGGGAAUCAAAAGCUCAACUUAGCCUUCGUAGCCAACUUGUUCAACAUGUACCCUGCCAUGAAAAAGCCUGCCUACAACGGCAUCGAUCUCACCACCAUCGAGGGAGAGUCCAGAGAGGACAGAACCUUCAAAAACUGGAUGAACUCGCUGGGGAUAAGUCCGAGAGUCAAUCACUUAUACAACGACCUGACGGACGGCCUGGCUAUUCUCCAGCUGUACGAGAAAAUCCAGGUCCCUGUGGACUGGAAGAAAGUAAACCGUCCUCCGUAUCCUGCCCUUGCUGGCAAAAUGAAAAAACUGGAGAACUGUAACUAUGCGGUGGAGUUGGGCAAAAAGGAGGCAAAGUUCUCACUAGUGGGCAUCGGAGGUGACAACAUCAAUGAGGGCAGUCCCAAGCACACGCUGUCACUGGUGUAUCAGCUAAUGAGAAGGUACACCCUCAAAGUUCUAUCUGACAUCGGUGAUGGGGAAAAAAUCAACGACCAAAUCAUAGUCGAUUGGGUGAACAGCACGCUGCAAAAAGGACAAAAACAAUCGACUAUCAGCAACUUUAAAGACAAAUCAAUCAGCACCAGCCUCCCAGUGAUUGAUCUGAUUGGUGCCAUCGCACCUGGAGCCAUCAGAGAUGACAUGGUGAAGAGGGAAAACCUGAAUCCUGAAGACAUGGCCAAUAAUGCAAAGUACGCAAUCUCAAUGGCAAGGAAGAUUGGCGCUAAGGUGUACGCGUUGCCUGAGGACCUGGUGGAAGUCAACCCCAAGAUGGUGAUGACUGUGUUUGCCUGUUUGAUGGGGAAAAGUCUUAAAAAGUGAAGGACU